AUGAAGAUAACCACAGUGCCAAUGCUUCUGACCCUAGCUGUUUGUCUCAUACAAGAUGCUGCCAGUGAAAAUGUAAAUCAGGAAACAUGCAGUGAAUUUCGAGCAUUGAUGAAAAAUGGAAAACUGUUCUGUUCCCAAGAUAAAAAACCUUCUCAAAGUCCUGAUGGAAUAGUGUUUGUCAACAAAUGUGCUAUGUGCAAAAUGAUAUUGGAAAAAGAAGCAAAAUCCCAGAAAAGGUCCAGGCUUUUAGCAAGAGUCUCCAGGGCUACUGCCCCAGGAAAGUUGAAUUGUGAUGAUUUCAAGCAAGGAGAAAGGGCUGGGGAUUUUAUCUGUACCCUUGGUGGUACAGCUGUCUGUGGCACAGAUGGGAAAACAUACAGUAACAGAUGUGCGCUGUGUGCUAUGAAUGCUGAAACCAGAGCUCAAGUUGGCAUAAAAAGUGAAGGAGAAUGUGAGAACAGUAAGCCAGAACAGGAUAUAUGUAGUGAUUUUCGGCCUUAUGUGAAGGAUGGAAGACUUGGAUGCACAAGGGAAAAUGACCCAGUUCUUGGUCCUGAUGGAAGGACGCACGGCAAUAAGUGCGCAAUGUGUGCUGAGCUUUUCUUAAAAGAAGCUGAAGAAAAUGCCAAGAGAGAAAAUGAAACUAGAAUUCGACGUAGUGCUGAAAAGGAUCUUUGCAAGGAAUUUGAAAACCAAGUGAAGAAUGGAAGACUUUUCUGUACACGGGAAAGUGACCCUGUCCGUGGCCCUGAUGGCAGGAUACAUGGCAACAAAUGUGCCCUGUGUGCUGAAAUUUUCAAACAGCAAUUUUCAGAAGAAAAAGCAGAUGAAAAGCCUGAUGAAAAAGUUAAAAGAGAUACUGAGAAACUGUGCAGUGAGUAUCGGGAUCGUGCCCAGAAUGGAGUACUCUUUUGUACCAGAGAAAACGACCCUAUUCGUGGGCCAGAUGGGAAAAUGCACGGCAACCUGUGUUCCAUGUGCCAAGCCUUCUACCAAGCAGAAGCAGAAGAAAAGAAAAAGGCUGAAGCAAGAGCAAGAAGUAAAAGAGAAUCUGGAAAAGCACCCUCAUAUGCAGAGCUGUGCAGCGAAUACCGCAAAUCCAGGAAGAAUGGACAGCUUCUCUGUACUCGAGAGAACAACCCCAUCCAGGGCCCAGAUGGGAAGAUGCAUGGCAACACCUGUUCCAUGUGCGAGGCCUUCUUAGGUGAGCAGGAGGAGAAAAAGGGGACUCAAGAGGAGAGAGACAGAUCUACGCAGUUAUCUGUUCCCAAAGUGUUCUCCGAACUCUGCAGUGAGUUUCGGAACCAGGUGAGAAACGGAAUGCUCAUAUGCACCAGGGAGAAUGACCCUGUCCGUGGCCCGGAUGGCAAAAUGCAUGGGAACAAGUGUGCCCUGUGUGCAAGCCUGUUCAAACUUGAAGAAGAGAAGAAAAAUAAUGGCAAGGAAGAAAAGGAUAAAGCUAGGUCUGUGAAAGUUAAGAGAGAAGCAGUACAGGAACUCUGCAGUGAGUUUCGGAACCAGGUGAGGAACGGAAUGCUCAUAUGCACCAGGGAGAAUGACCCUGUCCGUGGCCCAGAUGGCAAAAUGCAUGGGAACAAGUGUGCCCUGUGCGCAAGCCUGUUCAGACUUGAAGAAGAGAAGAAAAAUGCUGGCAAGGAAGAAAAGGAGAAAGCCGAGACUGAGAAAGUUAAGAGAGAAGCAGUAGAGGAACUGUGCAGUGAAUAUCGUAACUACAUGAGGAAUGGACAACUUCCGUGCACCAGAGAGAACGACCCCAUUGAGGGCCUCGACGGGAAAAUCCAUGGCAACACUUGCUCCAUGUGUGAGGCCUUCUUCCAGCAAGAAGCAAAAGAAAAAGCAGCAGCUAAAUCCAGAAAAGCUAAGAGAGAAGCUGAAAAGGAUGCAUGCAGUGAAUUUCGGAGCCUUCUUCAAAAUGGAAAUCUUUUCUGCACUCGAGAAAAUGACCCUGUGCGUGGCCCAGAUGGCAAGACCCACGGCAACAAGUGCGCCAUGUGCAAAGCAGUCUUCCAGAAAGAAGAUGAAGAAAGAAAGAGAAAAGAAGAGGAAGAUCAGCGGAAUGCUGCAGGCCAUGACUCCAGUGGUGGUGGACAAGGGAAAGCAAAGGACCAAUGUGCUGAGUAUCGGGAAAAAAUGAAAGAUGGAAAACUCAGCUGCACUCGCGAGAGUGAUCCUGUCCGUGAUGCAGACGGCAAAUCAUACAACAACAAGUGUACCAUGUGUAGAGAGAUAUUGCAAAGAGAAGCAGAGGGGAAAAACAAGCAAUCUGGCUACAGAUCAAAUGGGACUGAUUCAGCAUCAGAAAAGGAUGUAUGUGAUGAGUUUAGAAGUCAAAUGAAGAAUGGAAAGCUUAUUUGUACCCGAGAAAGUGACCCUGUACGUGGUCCAGAUGGCAAGACACAUGGUAACAAAUGUGCUAUGUGUAAGGAAAAGCUGGAAAGGGAAGCAGCUGAAAAAAAAAAGGAAGAGGAGGAAUACUUGAGAAACACAACCGGAAAGGACAAUGAAAAACAGGAUCAGUGUCAUGAAUUCCGGAACAUGGUGAGAGAUGGAAAGCUUAUUUGCACCAAAGAAAACAACCCUGUUCGAGGCCCAUAUGGCAAGAUGCAUGCCAACAAGUGUGCUAUGUGUCAGAGCAUCUUUGAGCGAGAAGCUAAUGAAAGAAAAAAGAAUGAAGAAGAAAGAUCAAGAGCCAAGCCCUCAAAUGAUGCAAAGGACCAGUGCAGAGAGGUUCGGAAUGAAGCAGAGGAUGGGAAGUUUAGACAGUCUGGGCGUUCCUUGGCCUCCAUUGCCAGGAUAAGUGCAGAUGAGUGCAGUAACUUUCGGCAGCAUGUGAGGAAUGACGAGCUCAUGUGCACGAGAGAGAAUGACCCUGUUCUUGGUGCUGAUGGAAAGUUAUACAAAAACAAGUGCUACAUGUGCAGACAUAUCUUUGAAAAAGAAGCUUUAGAAAGGAUAAGACUUGAAGAAAAACCAUCCCACUUUAGAUCUUCUGAAGAGGAAGACAGCUCAGAGUCUUCCAUUUCUUCUCUGAAUUCUGAGAUGUGCAAACACUACCGAAUAUUACCCAGGAUGGGUUACCUUUGUCCAAAGAAUUUACAGCCUGUCUGUGGUGAUGACGGCCAGACAUACAACAAUCCCUGCAUGCUCUGCCAUGAAAAUCUAAUACGCCAAACAAAUAUAUACAUACGCAGUAAAGGAAGGUGUGAGGAGAAUAGCGUCAAAGAAACAACACCUCUUGGUUUGCUCUCAGAGUUUGGAAGAAAUGUCUAG
Rangifer tarandus platyrhynchus (Svalbard reindeer) is the source of this 3291-nucleotide messenger RNA. The record is from the annotation of a GenBank genome assembly. NCBI's taxonomy places the organism in Eukaryota, Metazoa, Chordata, Mammalia, Artiodactyla, Cervidae.